AUGAAGCUGUUCCUAUUAUUUCUGCUGGUGGGCGUUGGAAUAGCGGCGGAUUUGAAUGACAUCACCGUCAAAAUCGAGAGGCAUUUCCCGUGUUCGGCUUCGUCGGGUAAGUGGCUCAGAUACGCGAUGUAAAAUCGAGGAAAAUGGAAGAAAAUUUUCAAUUUUCAAAAAUCAAACAUUGUAAAGCCUUUUUAAUGGCAAGUCAGCAUUUUUAAGCAAAUCAUGGAUUUUUUUCAAUAAAUUUCUUAUAAAACUUUGCCCUUCAGGUCCUCCAAAAGACAGUCUGAGGAUAAAGUUCCCCAGCUACAAGUCGGAGGGAGUCCAAUUCACCGAAGAGCAAUCCGCCAACGGCAAUAAAUGCUUCCGAAUGUCCGGAGGAAAGGUGGAAGUCCUCCCUCCCGGUCUAGAUGGAUCCAAAAAAUACUACGUUCAUGUGGAAACCAGAAUCGGAAUUAAAGGCAAGCCAGAGCGUUGUAUCAACGCCGACAAGGACGGCUGCGGCGGAAUUGGAUCAUGGUAAGAAUCACUAAAAAGAAUUUUAAUUAUUUAUAUCACUUUAGUGUGCACUGUGACAUCUGCAAACAGAAGGGCGGAUCUCUCCGCAACUUUAUUCAAAUCUUCCAAAAGGACAAACCCGCCGAAUGCAGCGCCGAAGGACUGCCGGAGGGAACUUAUGACGAUCUUUCGUUGAAGGUCUGCCUCCCAAAUAAGGAAGAAAUGAUGAAAUUCUUGGACCCCGAUGUCAAGAGAGCCAAGCAAAUCUGGAACAUCUUCAUGCAAACCCGAUCUCAAGCCGGAGUAAGUCCAAAAUUCGCAAAAGGUUUUGUUAAACAGCCUAAAACUUCAUAGAAUUAUAAAAAUUUUGAUGAAAGCCCAAAUAUGGGGUUCUCAUGUUCACUGAAACUAAGCAGAAUUUUGAGAUAAAAACUUUCUAAAAAUAAGACACAUCAGGCAAAAUUUUUAGGUCACAGUUUGCAGAAAUCAUGCAGGUUUUCAUGGCCAAAAUUCUGGAAUUUUUCAAAAGUUUCAAGAUAAAAAAGACAUUCAUGUUUCAAACGCCUUAUAAAAUUUCAAAAAAAGAAAAUAUUUUUUCCGCACGGAAUUGGCAUAGGUAUAGUCAAAAACACAUUUCCCAGCCCGUUCUCCUCAUUUUCCAUAGUAUCUCACAAUCAGCUGUAACGAUCGUUGAACAUUUCGGCUGUACUUGCUAAUCGGAAGUUAAGAUUUUCAACAAUUAAUAUUACAUGGCAUAGAUAUAAUAUCUAGCCAAAAUUGAAAGGACAUCCGAUACCCUCGCCUUGGACAGUUUCCUUGUUACCAAAACUGUCAAGUACAAUAUAAUUCCUUCGUUUUUCAGAACAUUCCCCUAGUUAUUGCGGCCCGCCUCUUCGACCGACCCAUCAACCAGCUCUCCACCAAAGAUUUGAACGACGCUUUGCACGGCGCGAAGGAGGGCAUGAUCGGUUGUCACUGGAUCUACGCGACCAUCUCAUCUCAGUAA
Bursaphelenchus xylophilus (pine wood nematode) is the source of this 1501-nucleotide messenger RNA. The record is from the annotation of a GenBank genome assembly. Lineage: Eukaryota; Metazoa; Nematoda; Chromadorea; Rhabditida; Aphelenchoididae.